AAGAAAGACAAAAGGCCCUCCCUCUGUCGGUGUACUCUACAGCGUGUCUGCUGUCUGAAGACCAACACAUGUAGCUAACGUUAUAUCUCUGAACUUCAAUUGAAUCACUUAUUACUGCUGUCAAGUGUUUCCGAGUCUUCGCCACACUCAAGAUGGCGACGUCUUCCGCCUCCUGAGUUCCUACGUAAGGCGUCAUCGUUAACGCGUCAGUCGUGCGUAAGGUAGUGUUGACAGCAGCGGUAGGAGUUGUCAGCGGAGCCGCAGCAGCAUCACCGGAGCCGAAUGGAGUAAUCACAAAGAUAUUAUUCCAGGCAGCGUCUCUGUUGUUACUCAGAAGCAUUGUUUACGCCCUUCAAACAGCGACACCAUGGCCGACGACCAGUCCUCUCAGUCCUGGUCCAUCGACCGGGAUGACUACGAACUCAACGAGGUGAUAGGGAGCGGAGCCACUGCAGUUGUCCAGGCAGCGUACUGCAAGCCGAGGAAGGAGAAGGUGGCCAUCAAACGCAUCAACCUGGAGAAGUGUCAAACAAGCAUGGACGAGCUCCUGAAAGAGAUCCAGGCAAUGAGCCAGUGCCACCACCCGAACAUUGUGUCUUAUUAUACCUCCUUUGUGGUGAAGGAUGAGCUGUGGCUGGUGAUGAAGCUGCUCAGUGGUGGCUCAGUGUUGGACAUCAUCAAGCAUAUCAUCUCUCGUGGCGAGCACAAGAGCGGAGUGUUGGACGAGGCCAGCAUCGCCAGCAUCCUGAAAGAGGUCUUGGAGGGGCUGGAGUACCUUCACAAAAACGGGCAGAUUCAUCGGGAUCUAAAAGCUGGAAAUAUUCUUCUCGGGGACGAUGGCUCGGUGCAAAUUGCUGACUUUGGUGUGAGUGCCUUUCUCGCAGCGGGAGGAGACAUGACGAGGAACAAGGUUCGGAAGACAUUUGUGGGCACCCCAUGCUGGAUGGCGCCUGAGGUCAUGGAGCAGGUCCGCGGCUAUGAUUUCAAAGCUGACAUCUGGAGCUUCGGGAUAACAGCCAUUGAACUGGCAACUGGUGCUGCACCGUAUCACAAAUACCCUCCGAUGAAGGUGCUGAUGCUGACUUUGCAGAACGACCCUCCCUGUCUGGAGACGGGCAUCACAGAUAAGGAGAUGGUGAAGAAGUAUGGCAAGUCCUUCAGGAAGAUGCUCUCUCUGUGUUUACAGAAAGAUCCAGAAAAAAGGCCAACGGCAGCAGAGUUGCUGAAGCAUAAAUUCUUCACAAAAGCCAAAAACAAUGAGUACUUGCAGGAGAGGCUUCUACACAAAGGUCCAACAAUAGUGGAGCGAUCCAAAAAGGUACGUCGGGUGCCCGGCUCGAGUGGCCGUCUCCACAAGACGGAGGACGGCGGUUGGGAGUGGAGCGACGACGAGCUGGACGAGGAGAGCGAGGAGGGCAUAGCUGCUGUGGCAGCUCUGCGGUCCCCCAGAGUGAAGGACGGGUCCGACAAUAUGGAGCUUUUCCCACCAGCUGAUGGCGCCACCCAGCAUCUGAAGCCGCCUGGUGCUGCAAACGAGAGCCCUGCGAAUGUGGUCCAGUCAGUGGAAGAUGCUGCACCACAGGCGCCCACUCAAACAGCAAGCCCUUCACAUGCACCCACUGCUCAGGAUCCAGCUGCAGCCAAUGCCAGCGUCCCCAUCAGCCUCGUCCUGAGACUGAGGAAUCCCAAGAAGGAACUCAAUGACAUCCGAUUUGAGUUCAUGUCCGGCAGAGAUUCUGCUGACGGAGUCUCUCAGGAGUUGGUCUCGGCUGGUCUGGUUGAUGGGAGGGACUUAGUCAUUGUCGCUGCCAAUUUGCAAAAGAUUGUUGAUGAUCCUCAUGGUAACAAAAAUGUGACUUUUAAAUUGGCGUCCAGCGUGGAGGAGUCUGAAAUUCCUGAUGAUAUUAAACUCAUUGGAUUUGCGCAGCUCAGCAUCAGUUAAGCCACCAACAGAGGAUAGGAACUUACGGUAUCGCACAGCUGCAUUGUAGUCAAUUCCAGAAACCACUACUGCCAAAGAGAAGAGGAGGAAGAUGACGACGAGGAGGAGGACACAGGAAGCUGGCAGGAGUGUGACACUACUGCAGGAUGCAUGAGGACCACAUUGAGAAGAGGCUCAGUUCAUAACAGGAAUCACACUUGAAACGUUUACAGUGCGCUUAUACAGUAAAUGAGGAGAGAUGCAAUCAACUAUAUCAACUCCUUAUAGCUUUCUUUCUCCCCCCAUAGCCCCCCACUUCAUACAUAAGCACAAUCCAAACCAUCUCCUGCCAGUACUGGAAGUGAUUGCCUUUUUGUUUUUCUUAUUUUAUUUUUCUUAAAUCAACUGUGCCACAAAACUCACUAGAGUGUCGUGCUUACUUUAUAUGGCACUUUAUGCUACACUGAAAUUGAAAAGUGUAAAUUCAGCCUUAGUUAGUCGAACUAUAGAUAUUACAAGUGUGUUUGGUGAAAAAUUGAGUCUAUCUGUGGUUAUUGGGUGUAUUGUAUGUACGCCUAUCCGAGAAAUCUCAGAAAAUCUCCUGUAACAGUGAUACAAAUAACUUAGUGGAACACAGUGUAGCAUAGUUUUAGUUUUGUAAUCCUGUAAAUUCAGAUGGAUUUUUACAUAGAAUAUAAGAAAAUCACCAGAUUCCUGUAUAGGGCAGCCCAAGGUGUGCUGCUUUUGUCAAAACAUGGCCAAAGAGUUUAGGCUCUGACUGCAGAAACCAUUAAAAUGUACACAAGUCAACCGUAACUGCAGCAACAACUCUGUCAGAUGGCGUUUUCCCGAGGUAUUCAAAGACAGGAUUGUUUUUCACAGCCUAAUAUUCUUGUACUAUGCAAUAGGUGUUUUUCUUUUCACCGUGUGUGACCACUGGUUGCUCAUAACAGUUCUCUUGGGUUGAAUAAAUCCCACUUUUUGUGCUUGUGCCUCACUAGGAGCUCAUUGAAGUCAACCAGGCAGAUUUAGGAACCUGCAGUGGGAUUUUACUUUAGUUUUCUUUCAGAAACAAAUUGAACAUUUAGCCCAGCAACGGACAGACGUGUGUCCCCCGCGGAGAGAAGCGGCGUAAAUAGCCUGUUACCCAUUACGGACAUUACCGGUCAGGACUAAUCCUGAAUGCUGGCAAUGAGUGUCGAGCCUGGAGUGGCUGGUGUUACAGGCUGACUGACAGGUCAAGUAGUGCAUGUAAACAAACUGAAAAUAUUCAACCAAAGUGAAAUAAAGUUUAAAGGGGCAGUUCACCCAAAUUGCAAAAUAAGAAAGAAACUUGCCUCAAGUGGUAUUUAGCGGCUAGUUUGGUCUUAUUUGGCUACAAUCCAAUACAAAUGAGGCAAAUGGAAUUUGUGUGGCCAGGUCGGCAUAACUUUGUUUAAUUUAUCUCUGGUUCACCGGCCGGUCAACCCAAUGCAUGCGAAACUAAUACCGUUUGUCAGCCUCCGCUGUACUCUGUGUUUAGUGCUAAUUAGCCAAUAUGCUCAACAACGAUUUUGGCCUUGACGAAGCCAGCCCGCUCCACAUAGGCGCGUUGGCGUUGCCCGUUGUGAACGUGCUGGCGAGCUGAGAGUCGCCGUUAGUUGAAAGCACUGCGGUGCCGGAGUACAGCCGGAGACUCUUGGUUCGAUUCCUUGAGCCCAACAAACAAAAGAUCCAUUUACCGGCAUUGUAUCGAGGGGACGGCAGGAAGCUUGAGAUGGAUCUCUUUAAAAACCUCCAACACAUAAAACCUCAACAAAUAAAACCCCAAACUAUCUGCACGUCCAGAUACCACGCCAGGGCCAUUUUUCCUACAUUGGCUGAAGUAACCAUCUAAACGUCUCCAGAGGCUAGUUUAUUACCUUUUUAGUUAUCAUGUAGACACAUUGUUCUGACAGUACUGUCGUCUCUUUGCUUUAUAAACAACUCCCUGUCGUCACUCCCCGUGUAGCCGCUUGGUUGUUUUGUACCACGUGCAAAGGGCCGCCAAAUGGCUCCCUGGGUCCGGUACUGAUGUAAAUGGUGUAUGUAAAGAUGUUGUAAAUGUACGUAUGAUGGCAACUCCAUGCACUGUCGAACACAAACAUCCUGAGGUGUGUCCGUAACGAUGUAGAUGCAUUAUAUGUCAGACAGAAAGAUCGUUUCACUUGUAAAUAUGGAUCGAGGCAGGUUGAGACUCAGUACACAGAGUUUAAUUUGUUUUGGUAGUGUUUGCCACAGUUGGCCUUUAUCAGAGCAUCACUAAUCAUGCACACAUUUCUUUGUUCAAUUAGCACCUUAUCGAUAUGUUAACGUGAGUAUUUUUCUGAAUUACAUUGGGCUUUGAAAUCAUACACUCUGUGAUGUCAUGAUAUGGAGUUUUCUCACUGAAUCCUGUCCAAGGCUAACGGAUCAAAAGUCAUUUUAAUAAGACGGGCGACGAAGGUCACACUUCUCUCUCCCCGUGUGUGCGUAUGUGUGUGUGCAUGUUUGAUUUUGGUGAUAACAUUGUUGAUUAUCAAAGA
Messenger RNA from Cyclopterus lumpus (lumpfish), 4464 nucleotides. RefSeq names its product serine/threonine-protein kinase OSR1-like. The record is from RefSeq and is a predicted model, not a curated record. Lineage: Eukaryota; Metazoa; Chordata; Actinopteri; Perciformes; Cyclopteridae. Bases 368 to 1942 code for a protein of 524 amino acids. Gene Ontology annotation, biological process: protein phosphorylation. Gene Ontology annotation, molecular function: ATP binding; protein serine/threonine kinase activity. The transcript is spliced from 17 exons.